ACUAUGCUCCAACUGAAAACCCGCCGACCAACGAAUUCUUUGGCACAUGGGAAAUGACAAGAUACAUAGAGAUGUCAAUACAUUGGCACAUGAAGAGCUAAAUUUUGAAGUACAGAAUUGGGAUCAACUAUCCAUCAAAGAAUGAAAAUGGCUGUGGUGGCUUGGUUGUUGAUGGUUUAGUUUGGACAUUUAUUCUUGGCAGGCUACAUCUUUUUGGAUGUUUUAUGAUAUCCGUUAAGAUUUUUUCUUCGGGAAAUGCCAUCAAAACUGAUGUGUUAACGAAAUUCUGGCAAGUAUGUUCCACUUGUUUUCUUUCCCAAAAUAUGUGGUUUUUUUUCUUUGUCCAACACGUGGUUGGUUCAAAACUCCAGAAUCCUUUAAAUAUUUUCAAAGCUUGAACUGCAUUUCUCACCGGUAAUGGCAUUGGCUUGGAAUCACGUUUAAUUGAUGUGGAACUAACCGAUGUUAGUUAAGACUGAAUGAGGUGCAUUCUGGCAAGGGUUGGAUGAAACUGUCGUCUCGUGAUCUCUCUACCGUGUUGCUGAAAUAUCCUCUAUUUAAGCAAAUCUAAAGAAUCUCUUGCCUUCGCCUUUCAUCUCUAGGCUUCAUUAGUGGAAAUAUGGGAAUGGAGAAAUUCUGUUUACCCUUUCUUGUUCUUCUUGUCACUUGGUUCUUGUGUUUCAGCUUGAGCACAGGGUCAGGGUAUGAUCAAAAUGACAGGAAGCAGGCUGAACCAUUGGUGUUUAAUUUUGCAAGCAGUGCUCUCACUGAGCUUCAUCGAAUUCAAAAUCAUGAGCCAAAUGAAGUUACAGACAGGGACCAAGAAAGAGACCCUUUACCAGAGAACAAUGCUUCACUAUCUUCCUCCUAUCAGGGCAACAGCGAUAAGACAACGUGGUGCAUUGUUAAGCCAUCAACCUCAGCUGUUAAACUUGAUGAAAUUAUUCAGUUCUCUUGCACUCAGUCUGAUGUUGAUUGCAAAGGCAUCCAAUAUGGAGGAAUAUGCUACAAUCCUGCCAACAGCAGAGUCUCUGAUGCAUCGGUUGUUAUGAAUCUCUACUACAAGGCCAGAGGAAAGCACGCCCAGGCCUGCAACUUCCAGGGCAGUGGUUUGAUUGUUACCCAGGACCCUUCUGUUGACAAAUGCAUAUAUCCAGCUUGAUAAGGUUGGAAAUUGAAGGGAUAUGAGAUGGUUGGAUGCUACAAGUAGUUUUGAGAUUUGAGUUUGAUAAGCUCAUGGCAAGAAAUGAUAUACGUCUUGGUGAGAUGGAACAGGUCUUUAUCUGAUUCUUCACAAAAGAAAGAGGAUUGUCAAUCUCUUCCCUGGACAUGAACGAUUAUGUUGCUGAUAUGGUGCAAAGUUGAUUGAUUCAGUCUUUGUACAUCACCUUCAAUUUUUCUGAUAUGACAAACAUAAGCAUGAAGGAGAAACAUUAAGUCUUAAACAGCCAGCACAAUUUAAACCAUAAAGCAAAAGAAAUCCACCGGAUUAUAUCAUCUCAAUUCUUCAAGGCAAUCAAAAAUUCCAUUGGAACGCAAAGACAGCUAGUGAAAGAAGAAAUAAGAUAAUCAAAUAUAUGAGACAAGACUAAGCCUCAAUAAAUGCAUUCAAAUUUUUAUUUUGAAACACUCACAGAGCCUAGCAAAUGUACUGCAGCUAUACUGCCGGAUACAAACUCGUUUCUCACAGCAGUCAUAGCUAUGCAUGCAGAAUAUAGAGAACUGAUACACAUUGUCAGUCAGUCUUUCAACUGUGAUGCCGCUUAAACAAAGAAAUUUUAAUAGCAAAUGAAAAAUAAGAACACGCGAAGCGAUAAGCAAAAUCAAAGGAAAUUAUGCUUUGACAACCGAUCACCACCCACACCAUAGGAUUGAUCAAGCUUGAACCUUAUCCCACUUGAGGGGCUUAACCACCUCCCAUGUAAAGUCUGGGUCAUCCCUGCCAAAAUGUCCAUAGGCAGCAGUCUUCAAGAAUCUUCCAUUGCCGCCCCUCUUGAGAUCGAGGUUGAUGGAGAUCAUGCCAGGCCUAAAAUCGAAGCUCUCCUUCACGAUCUUGAGAAUCUCUUUAUCGGGAAUCUUCCCAGUCCCAUACGUGUCAACAAAAACAGACAAGGGCUCAGGAACACCAAUGGCAUAAGAAACCUGCACAAUGCACCUCCGGGCAAGUCCAUUAGCCACAAUGCUCUUUGCAGCUUGCCUGACAAUGUAUGCUCCACUCCUAUCCACCUUGGUGGGGUCCUUUCCGGAGAAAGCACCACCACCAUGAGCUCCCCACCCACCAUAAGUGUCGAUGAUGAUCUUCCGACCAGUGAGACCGGCAUCACCAUGAGGCCCACCAAUGACAAACCGGCCAGAGGGGUUAAGAUGGAAGAUGGUUUUCUCAUCCAAGUACUUCUCGGGAAUAACAGGCUUGAUGACAUGCUCCUUAAGAUCAGCGGCAAUUUCAUCAUUGGAGACAGUCUCAUCAUGCUGGGUGGAGAUGAGCACAGUGUGCA
This is a messenger RNA of Diospyros lotus (date-plum), 2495 nucleotides long. Its product is annotated as major pollen allergen Ole e 10-like. The transcript is spliced from 6 exons. NCBI's taxonomy places the organism in Eukaryota, Viridiplantae, Streptophyta, Magnoliopsida, Ericales, Ebenaceae. The record is from RefSeq and is a predicted model, not a curated record. The coding region runs from base 620 to 1162 and encodes 180 amino acids.